Aureobasidium subglaciale EXF-2481 is the source of this 1086-nucleotide messenger RNA. RefSeq lists its product as uncharacterized. The coding region runs from base 1 to 1086 and encodes 361 amino acids. Gene Ontology annotation, cellular component: multivesicular body. The record is from RefSeq and is a predicted model, not a curated record. Lineage: Eukaryota; Fungi; Ascomycota; Dothideomycetes; Dothideales; Saccotheciaceae. Gene Ontology annotation, biological process: late endosome to vacuole transport via multivesicular body sorting pathway. The transcript has a single exon.
AUGGCGGCCUCUCUUCCAGCCAAGUUGAAGAUCAAGGAGAUCACGCCCUUUGCGGUACGUGCGUCUCAACUGGAAAAGCACAAGCCCAUCGUAUCGUACUGGUGCAACUACUACAUCAUCGACCAGAUCCUCUCCAAGAGCCUGCACUCGGUCGACGAUGAGUGCAUGCAGUACACGACGGCUCUUAUGGACAAGCUGGAGCAGGUCAAGACGGAACAGGCAGGCAACGAUGCCAUUCUCGACGACAUUGCAGCCAAAGCGUACAUUGAGCAGUUCGCUCUUGACACGUUCCAACGCGCCGACGACGCAAUCCACGCCAAUCAGGCCUCACGUCAGACCAUCGACACCUUCCAGGCUGCAGUCACCUUCUUUGAUCUCCUCACCAUGUCCAUCUGGGCUCCCGUGGACCCUGACAUUACGGCAAAGUCAAAGUACGCAAAGUUCCACGCUGUCCGCAUCGCCAAAGCCAUCAAGGCUGGCGAGGACCCCAACGCCUCGAACCCUGUCAGAGAAGAGGCGACAAUCGACGCUGCCCAAGACACACACCAUCCUCCUACCGUCGAGAGCGCUCCCGAGAGCCAGUACCCUUCACGUCCGGCUUCCGUCCACCAACCUGAUGCCACGACUUCAGCCCCCACUCAAGAUGCAGUCUCGCCUGUCGAAUCUACCACGAACCCCCGUCAGAACUCGAUUGGCGGUGGCUACUUCCCAUCUGCUCCAGCCUACGUCCCACAUUCGGCCGACAACGCGCCUUCCACCAAUCCAGGCACUCCUUUCGUGACUUCAGCUCCGUCGCCAGCUAUGGACCAAGGCUCCACUUCGCCCUCGCAAUUCUACUCGCAGCCUACCCAACCACCUGCCUCCAUACCUAUGCACACUCCCGCCGUUGUUCUGCCUCAGGCUGCAGCUCCCGCUCCACUGCCGCCAGUACAGGCUGUCGCCCCUGGAAGUUAUCGCACUGAUGAUGAUUCCAUCGCCUUGGCUCAGAAACAUGCCAAGUUUGCCAUGUCUGCUCUUAACUUCGACGAUGUCAACACCGCUGUUAAGGAGUUGAGACUAGCGCUCCAGACCCUGGGUGUAAACUAG